This is a messenger RNA of Centropristis striata (black sea bass), 3207 nucleotides long. RefSeq names its product UDP-glucose ceramide glucosyltransferase (gene ugcg). Gene Ontology annotation, molecular function: ceramide glucosyltransferase activity. Gene Ontology annotation, cellular component: membrane. The record is from RefSeq and is a predicted model, not a curated record. The coding region runs from base 287 to 1471 and encodes 394 amino acids. The transcript is spliced from 10 exons. NCBI's taxonomy places the organism in Eukaryota, Metazoa, Chordata, Actinopteri, Perciformes, Serranidae. Gene Ontology annotation, biological process: glucosylceramide biosynthetic process.
UCCCCCGGUUGGUCAGCUGACCGUCGGCCGGUCUGGUGACUGUCAAACCCCCGAAGCUCGCACCGUGACCCGGACCUGGACCAGCAGCCCAGGCCGAGGCCGCUCUCUGUCCCCGCUACCGGAGCUCCGUACCCGGACCGGUCGCUGCCCCGGAGGUCCGAACGAGCCGAGCUCCGCCUCCCUCAGCCAGACCCGCACACCGCCCGGAGACCCCGGAUAGCCCGGAGACCCCUGAGACCCCGGUGGGGCCGGUGAACCCGGAGAGCCCGGUGCUGCCGGUGGUGCCAUGGCCGUGGUGGAGCUGCUGACGCAGGGCCUGGCCGUUUUCGGCGGCGGGCUGUUCUUCGUGCUGUGGCUGAUGCACUUCAUGUCCAUCAUCUAUGUGCGUCUCCACCUCAACAAGAAAAGGUCAGAGGUCAAACAGCCGUUUGCGCAGCUGGCAGGAGUUUCUCUGCUGAAGCCGCUGAAGGGCGUCGACCCAAACCUAAUCUCCAACCUGGAGACCUUUUUUACAAUGGAUUAUCCAAAGUAUGAGAUCCUGUUGUGCGUUCAGGAUCAAGACGAUCCAGCUGUUGACGUCUGUAAAAAGUUGUUGGGCAAAUAUCCAAAUGUAGACGCUCGAUUAUUUAUCGGAGGGAAGAAAGUUGGAAUCAACCCGAAGAUCAACAACCUGAUGCCGGGCUACGAAGGAGCCAAAUAUGGCCUGAUCUGGAUCUGUGACAGUGGAAUCAGAGUGAAACCCGACACCCUGACAGAUCUGACCAAUCAGAUGACCGAGAAGGUGGGAUUGGUCCAUGGGUUGCCAUAUGUUGCCGACCGCCAAGGCUUCGCAGCCACACUGGAGCAGGUGUACUUUGGGACGUCCCACCCUCGCUCCUACAUCUCAGCGAACGUGACGGGGAUAAAGUGCGUGACGGGGAUGUCUUGUCUGAUGAGGAAGGACGUGCUGGAUCAGGCUGGCGGGCUCGUCUCCUUCGCUCAGUACAUCGCUGAGGAUUACUUUAUGGCUAAAGCCAUCGCUGACAGAGGCUGGAAGUUCUCCAUGGCGACGCAGGUGGCGAUGCAGAAUUCUGGGUCGUACUCGAUUGGCCAGUUCCAGUCCCGCAUGAUUAGGUGGACGAAGCUGAGGAUCAACAUGCUGCCUGGCACUGUGCUGGAGCCCGUCUCAGAGUGCUUCCUGGCUAGCCUCAUCAUUGGCUGGGCUGCUCAUCAUGUGUUCAGGUGGGACAUGAUGGUGUUCUUCAUGUGUCAUUGUCUCGCUUGGUUCAUCUCCGACUACAUUCAGCUCACUGGAGUUCAGGCCGGCCCACUGUGCUUCUCAAAGCUGGACUUCGCUGUGGCGUGGUUCAUCCGCGAGUCGAUGGCGGUGCAGAUCUUCCUGUCGGCGCUGUGGGACCCGACCAUCAGCUGGAGGACCGGGCGCUACCGGCUGCGCUGCGGCGGGACGGCCGAAGAAAUCCUCGACGUCUGAGACCCUGCCUGUUUCUACAGAGAAAGAGAGAGAGAGAGUGUGUUUGUAUGUGUGUGUAUGUGUGUUUUUAACUAUUUAUGUUCCUUUUGGUGCUAAACUAAAUGAUGCCAGAACAAGCCAAUGAACGCAUCGCACUGACCGACCAAUCAGGAGCCAGCAGCUCCCAGCUCUCUCUCCUGAUUGGUCACAUCGACUUUAUUUAAAAUGUCGAAGUGUUUAUUGAAACAUUUCCACAAAGUUUAAAUUUAGACUGAAUCUUUCGCCACUUUGAAUAAAAUUCAACGUUCUGUUUCUGACACGUCGAAACGUUUUUCAAGUUUCUGCAGAAAAUCUGAAUGAAAACUUCCAAAAACUUAAAAAAAUUGGAAUUAAAAUGUGAAUGUAAAAACGAAGAAGAGAAGUGGAUGAAAUGUUUUUCAUUCAGAUUUUUCUGCUGAAAUAGAAAUGUUUUUGUUUCUCAGAUAAAAAAAAUAUUUGAGCUGCAACAUUCAGACUCAAAAUUAGUAAAGUCUCAAACUAGUUUUCAUUCAAUUUAUCGUCAAAAAAAUUUACGAAUGUUUGUUUUUGAUCAAAAUUAACUUUAAAAAAAAACUGUGACGACAUUUUUCAUUAUUUUCUGAUAUUUUAUAGAAGUUUCUGUUCAGUUUGUGAAUUAUUAUUCUAUAAUGAUUACAUUAUAGAUUUGUUUUUCUUUGUGUUGGCUGAUCGGCCAAUCAGGCGACAGAUCGAGUUCUGAUGUUCAAAAACAAAGUAAAUGUACUUUUGUUUUUACAUUUAUCCUAAACAAAGAAAAUAUUUUCUCAUUAUUUGUGCCGUUUUUCUCAUUUUUGCGUUAAAUUUGAAAUAUUUAACAUAAAAUAAAAGUUCGUAGCUGAAACAAAACGAAGUUUAAAGAACUUUGUUAUGACACAUCAGAAAAUUAAACAUUUCUUCCAUCAAACAAAAUUAUAAAAAUUAGGUGAAGAUAAUUUCUUGUUUUUUUUUCAUCGUUCCAGAAUCUGUGAGCAGAUAUUAUUAUUAUUAUUACUAUCAUUAUUAUUAUUAUUAUUUAAUGAAUAAUAAAUCUCAACAAUCAGAUCAUAAAUCAGCCAAUCACAGCACAGAACUUUACUUUAUUUUUAUAUAUAAAUAUAUUAUGUUAUGUUUUUUUCCCAACGUUAAAAAAAAAAGAAAAAACAUUAAAAAAAGCGUAAAGAGUCGAGCACUGAAAGAGUUCCAGUAUUUAAACGGUCGCGACAUUUCAAAAUAAAACACAGGACCAAAUAAAUAAAUAAACAAGAAAAUAAAACAAAAAAAAUAAAUAAUCCACAUUUCUGAAGUGUAAACACUGUGUGUGUGUGUGUGUGUGUGUGUGUGUGUGUGUGUGUGUGUGUGUGUGUGUGUGUGUGUGUGUGUGUGUGUGUGUGUGUGUGUGUGUGUGUGUGUGUGUGUGUGUGUGUGUGUGUGUGUGUGUGUGUGUGUGUGUGUGUGUGUGUGUGUGUGUGUGUGUGUGUGUUUUCUAAGCUGUGUUGCUUGCUGUUAGCCGUUAGCUGUUAGCGUAGCUGUGGGGAUUGGUUGAUGACAUCACUGCGAGUCGGACGAGCCCCGUCACCGUCGUCCAAUAGGAUCGCUAGAUUCUUAUUUGUUUAUUGUUGUUUUUUUUUAUAUAAUGAUCUGCUGUAGUCUGAGAGGCGACCAAUCACAGCCCAGGAUUGUGUCAACACAGGAACAAUAAAGUUUUAUCCAUCAAACUUCAA